UGUGUGGCUGUGACGAAGUGGUCUGGGGCUUGCAUUCUCCUACCUCAGCAGCCUUCCUUGAUAUUCUACAAACUUCCAGCUCCAGACCCACAGAUUCUCUUCCAGGGCAGUCUGUGAGGACGGUGGUGACAGAUCUCUGCCUUCAGGCCACCCUAUGGAGCACACUGAUAAAGUGAACUCUUUACAAAGAAGAGCACGAAGCUGGAGUAUUUACCGAAGGCAAUACACCUAUUGGUCUGAACAGGUCACUUCCCAGCAGCAGGAAGACAGAGAUUCAAAAGAAAGUGAUGCUCAUAUGGACAUCCAAGCAAGAUAUGCUCCCUAUGCCAUUCCAUCCCAUCACUGGAGAAGUAGUUUUCGAAGAGACCAAAUGCAUGUUAACAUGGAGACCAAGCAAAAGCCUCUGGAGAGAAGAAUGAAAACAAAUAGUCAGGAUGAGACCUUGGGGAGCUGGUUCAAGAUUAUUAUUCCCUUUGGUAUAAAAUAUGAUGAGAUGUGGCUGUUGAAUUUGAUUCAGAAGAAGUGCAGUGUCCCCUUCACUGCAGUCGAAUUUCACUAUGAGAAAAUGCAGGCCCAGUUCUUUGUAGAGAAUGUCAACAUUGCAUUGAAGAAUAUCAAUGGCAAGAUUUUCGAGGUUAAUGAAAAGAUACUUAACUUGGUUGAGCCCUGUGACGCACCCCAGUCAGUGCAGAAGGCACUGACGUCUGAAAAGGUGGAGCAGAUAAAGCCUGUGUUUCCCUCCUUCUGGUUUCCUGGAGACUUGAUGAUGUGUGAUAUUGGAACGACAUGGAACCGUAGAAAUAGCAUGGCUGCUUCCCUGCACAUCUAUCCAGGGAUCAGGCCCAUGCUUUCAUCUUUGUACUUGAGCAACAAGAAACCCUACUUGGUGCAUAGCCUGUCCACCAUUAUGGAGAUUGCUUCCACCACCAAGAACUUGAAUCCCUCUGACACUGAGGUGAAGAUUGCAGGGGAGAUGGACAAGGGUCAUCAGCUGGAACCAGAAGGGAUGUGUGCAGACAGAAAUGCUGUGUGCACCACCUUCCAUGAUAAGUCAACCAACAUGAGCACCCUCAUGGAGUUGUUCCCCAGGUUACUAAGCUUGGAUGGCCAGGAGACACUCUCAGGAUCUAAGUGUGCUAUUGAAGUACCCAAGUGCUUACCAAUGUGCAAGAGAAGUUUCUUUGGAUCUGAUCAGGUGAACAGUCAAAUCCUGCAAUUCCUUUAUUUCUUAAUUCAUGACUAUGGAGAUCGCCAGGGACUGCUGGAUUUUUAUCACGAGGAGGCCUGCUUCUUCCUGAUCAUACCAUCCCACCCUAAGGACCCAGACCUAAGCAGCGUGUGCCCGUAAUUCAAGAACAAGAAUACAGAGAAGCUCAAGGACCCCAACCUGCAUGUCCAGCUGCUGAAACACACAAAACAUGACAUUGUGUGCGCCCUCUGUGUGUUGCCCAAAACUCAGCAUAACUUCAGCUCCUUCAUGGUGGACAUGUGUUUCCAGACGGAAACGAUGUUCUGCUUCUCUGUCAGUGGGGUGUUCAAGGAAGUGGAAGGAAGUUCUCAGGGCUGUGUGCGUGCCUUCACCUGGACCUUCAUCACUACUCCCAUCAGCUCUUCCAGUCUUUGUAUAGUGAAUGACGAGCUGUUUGUGAGGGAAGCCAGUCCCAGUGAAGCUCAGCGUCUGCAUUCUCCAUCCCAGUGCCUGCACUGUCGACCACUUUCAUGUUCCACCUCUCCGCUGAGUAGCAUGAAAUGGUGUGGGCUUUCUCCUCCCAGUGUGGAAUCACCUCUAAUAGUCUCAGAAGUGACUGCUGGGUUUGCAUGGAGUUGGGAGGGAACUGGGAGGAGUGGACGAAUAAUUAAUGGGAACUUGAAGAAAAUGAGAUCUCAUUGCGAGAGAGAAAAGGAAACCAGAGACAGAAAUGAAGAGAAAGAGAGGCAUGUGGUUGAAUGGGGAAAUGAAGUCCAAGGAUUGAUUACUUAAUCUUCAAUGCCUUGAAACUUGAGCAAGAUUAAAAGUUAAUGUGAAGGAGA
Odocoileus virginianus texanus is the source of this 2031-nucleotide messenger RNA. The record is from RefSeq and is a predicted model, not a curated record. Lineage: Eukaryota; Metazoa; Chordata; Mammalia; Artiodactyla; Cervidae.